AUGCUGGCCCCAGCUCCUAUUAUGCUCGGUCUUGCCUAUUGCAAUAACCGAGAGAGCAAUCUUUUUCUACUAGAUCCGGGGUUUCCAAAACAAAAUGAAGAUUGUAGUCCUAAAUUGCACAUCACGGCCCGUAAUGGCCAAGCUCCUAGCUCUAAAAUUGAUCGCCGCUCACCCGCCAUUGUCGCCCAAAUAGUCGAAAAGGGAAUUAAUUUCACAGCGCUUGUUACCGCUGGAAAGGGAGGAUUUUUUCUGCUACAGUCAAGAUUUAUUGAUGCGCACUACAGUGCUCAAUCGCUUAUUAUUCGAAAUGGAGAGGAUACCCCCUCAAUUACGCUUUUUCCUUUUGCACCUGAUAUGAAUUUCGCAGAUCUCAAUUUGCAGACCUUGUUUCACGCAAGGCCACUCUUUAAUUAUACGAUUGGCGUUUUUCCUAUUGUUUCACCAUAUAACGGGCCCCUUUCUUCAUUUAACGUAUUGGAUGCUAUUCUUCUUGAGGGCUCUCGAUCAGUGAUGAUUGGCAUUGGACAAUGCUCUUCUUUCGGCAUGCCACCUCAUAUGGUUGCUUUUGAGGUCCCAAGCCGUCCAGACGUUACAGUCCAAAGUCAUGUCUUGACCCUUGAUCAUGAUACUGAUCGCAAGAGCAUAUCUUCAUUCCUGCCCCAACGUAUUUGGAAGCUUUCUCCUUGCACUUUAUCUGAGAAAUGGCGUUGCAGGCGCUUCGACCUUGGCCAUCAAUUCCAAGCGGCUUUUCCAGAGUAUAUCAGUGCACCAAUUGUGCUCGAUGUUCUUCUUGUCGACAAAGACAUAGCGUUGCAGACAGGCUUGGAAGCCAAGUAUUUAGAGACAGGCCUCAAUACAAAGGAAAAUAUCAGCUCAAAUUCGCCACUCAUAGUGAUAGCACACGGCGGCCCGCAUUCCGCGUAUGCAUCUGAAUGGAGCCGUACUUAUGAUCAUCUUCUUAGUGAAGGAUAUAUGCUUCUUUUUGGUUUGGCUUGUUGA
Molecule: messenger RNA, 999 nt
Organism: Mitosporidium daphniae
Lineage: Eukaryota; Fungi; Microsporidia
Exons: 3
Coding region: 1-999 (332 amino acids)
Source: RefSeq, a predicted model, not a curated record